AUGGUAGUAUUCUUUAAUCUCACCGAAUAUUAUUACAAAAUCGGACAUUCCAAAAAAGUUCAUCAUUUAUCUUUCAGAAUGCUUCCUUUGCCUUAUAUUGCAUCCGCCAUUUGUUUUUACUGUAUGAUUGUUAGACCAGUACCUGAGGCAGAUCCAAAUUCUCUCAUUUUUGAUCAUAUUAUUAUUCCAAAUACAACUUUAUUAAGUUUUCCAAAGAAAAAGAAGAAUAUUAUUUAUAUUUCACUUGAAUCACUUGAUACUGUUGUGUUUCAUGAAAAAUACGGUGGUUGUUUCGAUAGAGAAAUCAUUCCUUUCAUGGAAGAUUUAGCAUUAGAUAAAAAUAAUGUUCAUUUUUCACAUUUGAAGUCUCCAAAUCUUGGCGGAAUGUCUAUACCUCCUCGUCUUGAUUUUACACUUGCAAGUGCAUUUGGUGCUUUAUGUGGUGUUCCUUAUAUGGGUAAGAAUGAUCGGAGAGAACAUACUGAUGGCUUUUUGAAUCAUUUUACUUGUUUAAGCGAUAUUUUGAAAGAAGAAGGAUAUAUAACAUCAGCAACUUUUGGUACAGGAAUAGGUGAUUUCGGAUAUGGUCAUAUAUUUGAUUUCCAUCAAUUCCAACGCAUAUUUUCGAAUAGAGAUAUAAGAAGAACUUCUCAAUGGUUAGAAGAUAAAUAUACAUAUGAAUUUUUCAAAAAUGAGUUGAAAUAUCUUUCUUCUUUGAAUCAAUCUUUCAUGGCAUUCAUGUGUACAUUGGAUACCCAUGAACCAGGACAUAUUUGCGAUUUAUGUCCAGAUACAAAAUCUGAUGCAGCAACAAGAUCAAUUGAAUGCGCUGAUCGGCAACUGAAAAACUUCUUAGAUUGGGCAAAGAACCAAAGAUGGUAUAAUAACACUGUGUUUUUGAUUUAUGGAGAUCACAUUUCAAGAGAUAAGAAUUAUAAGAGAAUGGCUAAAGCUCAUAACUAUGUCAAAAAGUCUUAUAAUGUUAUUCUCAAUUCAGAAAUGAAAACAAAUAGAACUCAUAAGAGAUUAUUUACUGUUUUUGAUUUAUUACCAACAGUAUUGAAUGCCGCUGGAGUUAAAAUCAAAGGAAAUCAAUUAGGAAUGGGAGUAAGUCUAUUUUCGGAUUUGCCAACAGGGCUUGAGAAAUAUGAAGAAAAAUUUGAAAAAAGUUUUAAUCAGAUAUCGUUUUGGUACGAUACUGUAAUCAACCACAAAUCUAUAAACUGUGAAUUGGAUGUUCCUUGUAUUAGCUUAAGUGAUUAUUCAUUAGAUACGACAUAUGCUAAUUUUACUGCAUAG
Molecule: messenger RNA, 1299 nt
Organism: Trichomonas vaginalis G3
Lineage: Eukaryota; Parabasalia; Trichomonadida; Trichomonadidae
Product: lipoteichoic acid synthase family
Exons: 1
Coding region: 1-1299 (432 amino acids)
Source: RefSeq, a predicted model, not a curated record